UUUUUAUCUUCAGCACCUUCGUCAAUGGCUUCCUCAUCCACAUCCUCUCCAACUCGAGUCAAGGAGUACGAUGUCUUCCUCAGCUUUCGAGGGGCGGACACCCGCAAUAACAUAGUCAGCUAUUUGCACAAAGCACUUGUUGAUGUCGGAAUCCGUACCUUCAAAGACGACAAGGAGCUUGAAGAAGGCGACAUCAUUUCUGAAAAACUUGUCAACGCUAUACAAACUUCGUGGUUUGCUGUGGUUGUUCUCUCAGAAAAAUAUGUUACUUCAAGUUGGUGUUUGGAGGAACUCCGACAUAUAAUGGAGCUUUCCAUUCAGGAUGACAUUAUAGUCGUUCCCAUCUUUUAUAAAGUAGAACCUUCAGACGUGAGAUACCAGAAAAAUAGCUUCGAGGUUAAGCUUCAGCACUACAGAGAUCCAGAGAAGAUUCUCAAAUGGAAGGGAGCUCUCACUCAAGUUGGCAAUAUGUCAGGCAAGCAUUUCCAGACAUGUUCCGAUGAGGCAACGAACAUCGCAGAGAUAGUUUCAAAAAUUUCAAACCGACUGAGAAAGAUGAAGCCUACAGAUCUAAUCAAUUUAGUUGGAAUGGAUGCUCAUAUGGAGAAGAUGCAACUCCUUUUGGAUAAGGAGCCUAAAAGUGAGGUUAGAAUGAUAGGGAUAUUGGGUAUGGGAGGCAUAGGCAAGACCGCCAUUGCCAACUAUCUCUAUAACCAAUUCUCACAUGAAUAUUGGGCACACUGUUUCAUAGAAGACGCUUGGAACACCAAUGACCCAACUCACCUACAAAGGAAAUUGCUUUCCCAUAUCUGCAAUGAUGAAAAUGCCAAGUUGUUUACCAGGGAAGCUGGAGCCAUGAAGAUUAAGGGUAUACUUAAGCACAAGAAAUUUUUUCUUGUGAUAGAUGGUGUGAAUAAAGCAGAGCAAGUACAUGCACUGGCAAAAGAGAGAAGCUGGUUUGGUCCAGGGAGCUUGAUCAUCAUAACUACUCGAGAUAGAGGUCUCCUCAAUUCAUGUGGAGUAAAUAAUGUAUAUGAGGUUAAGUGCUUGGAUAGUAAGGAUGCCCUCCAGGUUUUUGAAAAGUUUGCUUUUGGAGGAAGAAAUCCUCCAUUUCAUGGUUCAGAGAGACUCUUUACCAGAGCUUCUCAGCUUGCUCACGGCCUACCUUAUGCCCUUGUAGCUUUUGCUUCGCAUCUCAGUGAACAGACCACCAUAGAGGGAUGGGAAGAUGAAUUAUUUCGUCUAGAAGAUUAUCCUCAGAAGAAUGUUGAAGAAAUUUUGAGAGCUAGCUAUGAUGAUUUAGAUUAUUACGAGCAGUCUGUUUUCCUUCAAGUGGCAUGUCUCUUCAACGGAAGCUUUCUCUGGCUUAUCAGAGCUUUUCUUGGGAAACUUGGUUCAAGGAUAAAUAGCUUACGGGCAAAGUCUCUCCUGGACAUAUCAAAUGAUGGACGUUUAAUCAUGCAUUUCUUGGUUGAACAAAUAGGAAAAGAAAUUGUGCGCCAACAAUCCAACUGUAUACCUUCCGAGCAAAAGUUCUUGUGGAAGCCGGAAGAGAUCUAUGAUGUACUCGCAAGGAACAUAGGUACAUCCAAAAUACAUGGGGUGUCACUAGAAAUGUGUGAUCUGUCUGACACUUUACGUAUAGGGAGCAGUGCAGGCCAAUGCGUGAUCUCACAUUUCUCAAGUUUUUAA
This is a messenger RNA of Arabidopsis thaliana (thale cress), 1692 nucleotides long. Its product is annotated as disease resistance protein (TIR-NBS-LRR class). Bases 25 to 1692 code for a protein of 555 amino acids. NCBI's taxonomy places the organism in Eukaryota, Viridiplantae, Streptophyta, Magnoliopsida, Brassicales, Brassicaceae. The transcript is spliced from 3 exons. Gene Ontology annotation, biological process: signal transduction; defense response. The record is from RefSeq and is marked reviewed. Gene Ontology annotation, molecular function: ADP binding.